AGAUAGAAAAGAGAUCGAGGUAUAUACUACAACUUUCCACUCUUGAAUCUAUCAUUCUAGUCAUUGGUUAGAUGAAGAAAUGUUUAAAUUAAGUUUCUUCUUCACGCUGUGCAUCGGCCUUGCCUUAGUUUAUACUUCGGUGGCUCAACAGAUACCAUUCUGGGGAUACAAUUGUGUGGACUCACAAUGUGUCAGAGUUCAAGCCAACAUAACUGAUCCAGAUACGUUGCUGGGUUUACAUGCUUGCUUUUUAAGUUGCAAUGAGUUCGGGACACUCUGGCCUCGUCCGAGAAAUGUAGUGUCGUGGAGCAACACCCUGUUGAACCUGAAUCGAACAAAUGUACAAUUAAGACGUGCAGUUCCCGAAGAGCAUGCGGAGUUCUGGGAGCAAAGUAUUGAUCGUUUUAUUGGAAUCAUUGAUGCGAGAGUUGGUGAUGAGGAAGUGGUAGAUGGGGAGUUUGGAUUGGCGAUCGAAAUCGACGUUGAAAGUGACUCGUUGGAGCUAAGUUUGGAUACGAACGAACAAUAUGAAUUGGAAUUAUCUUCCAAUGAUAACGAUGAAUUAGUUGCGAGAAUCAGCGCAUUGACUUAUUACGGUGCUCGCCAUGGGCUUGAAACUUUAUCUCAACUGAUUGCGUUCGAUGAAUUUACAAGUCAAUUGAAGAUUCUGUCAGCUGCUUCCAUUCGCGAUGAACCUUCUUACAGGCACAGGGGAAUAUUAUUGGACACAUCUAGACGAUUUUAUCCAGUCGAUGUGAUAAAAAGAACGUUAGAUGUUAUGGCCAUGACUAAACUGAACGUGUUCCACUGGCACAUAACUGAUUCCCAAAGUUUUGCAAUGGUAUUACUAUCACAUCCAGAAUUGUCGCAGAAAGGUGCCUACUCACCUCGGAAAGUGUAUCGCCCCAGCGACAUUAGAGAAAUCGUUGAGUACGGUCGAGUGCGUGGAGUUCGUAUUAUACCUGAAUUCGACGCACCGUCUCAUGUGGCAGAAGGCUUCCAAAAUACCAAUUUAGUGACAUGUAUGCAUGCACAGCCUUGGGGACAAUUCUGUGCUGGCCCUCCAUGCGGUCAAUUUGAUGUGACCAAACCCGAAGUGUAUGAACUGCUCUACGAACUCUACUCUGAAAUGAAUGAAAUGUUUGAUUAUCCACCACAAUUUCAUUUGGGCGGUGAUGAGGUUUUCUCGUCGUGCUGGAAUUCAAGUAGUGAAGUCAGAGAUUUCAUGAUCGAAAGAGGAUGGGGUCUAACGGAGAAUGAUUUUUUGAAACUCUGGGGCUACUUCCAAGAAAGAGCGCUGAAUGUUUAUCGAUAUGUUACUGACUAUGAUGAGGUCAAAAAACCGAUUUUGUGGACGAGCUCAUUGACCGAGGAGGAUGUAAUUGACGAAUAUCUGAAUCCUGACGACUACAUAAUUCAAAUCUGGACUACUGCGCACGGAUCGGACUCCCAAAUUUCUCAUCUCUUGGAAAAGGGCUACGACGUGAUUAUAUCGAAUCAUGACGUCCUUUACCUGGAUUGUGGCUUCGGUAAUUGGGUCGGAUCUGGUAACAAUUGGUGCUCGCCGUUUUCUCCCUGGCAUCUUAUUUACGAUAACAAUUUCCGUGACAUGGCUGGAGACAGAACGUCUCAGGUUCUUGGUGGCGAAGUGUGUUCGUGGUCGGAACCGACCGACGAUGUAACGUUGGAUUCGAAACUGUGGCCCAGAGCCAGUGCAUUUGGUGAACGAUUGUGGUCUGACCCGGACACAGAUUUCCGCGGAGCUGAAUAUCGUAUACUGAUUCACAGGGAAUUCUUAGUGCAAUACGGCAUCCAUGCAGAAAGCAUACAACCUGAAUGGUGUGUCCAAAAUCUUGGCGAAUGUCCAUACAACUCCUGAGAUAACAACAGGACCAUUUGAUCAAAAUAUUUUGUUUUUCCUUUGUAAAACUAUAAGUCAAAUUAAAAUUUGUAUUUAAACUAAUUAAUA
This is a messenger RNA of Bradysia coprophila, 1969 nucleotides long. RefSeq names its product chitooligosaccharidolytic beta-N-acetylglucosaminidase-like. NCBI's taxonomy places the organism in Eukaryota, Metazoa, Arthropoda, Insecta, Diptera, Sciaridae. The record is from RefSeq and is a predicted model, not a curated record. Gene Ontology annotation, cellular component: plasma membrane. Gene Ontology annotation, molecular function: beta-N-acetylglucosaminidase activity. Gene Ontology annotation, biological process: protein deglycosylation; carbohydrate metabolic process; glycosaminoglycan metabolic process.